GGGAGUUGAGUACAAUAGUUGAGCCUGUUUGCUUGCUCAGAGUGCUCGGCUGAAGAACUUUGCAGGUUACAUUUUCAUCAAAUCGAAGGAUAAUACAAAGUCAAGAGCUUGCUAAGGAGCAGAGGAUUCCAUCCAGAAUCCCAACAUAUAAAAAAGCCAUGGGGAUAUUAUACUCGCAGCCCAUCUGUCAGGCAGCUUAUAAUAAUGACUUCAGUGAACUGCAGCUCCUUCUGGAACAAGACAGCAAUUAUUUGAACAUCCAGGACAGCUUUGGAGGAGACACACCAUUGAUUUGUGCCUGCAAAAAGGGACACAACAGAAUUGUCAGUUAUCUUCUGAAAAUGAAUGCUGAUGUAAACAUAAAAAAUAAGAAAGAACGAACAUGUUUACAUUACGCUGUCAAAAAACGGUUCGGCUUCCUUGACUACCUGCUCAUUAUCAUCUUAAUGCCUGUUAUGCUUCUUGGGUAUCUGCUCAUGGUAUCCAGAAGUAAGCAGAAUGAAAAUCUUAUCAAGAUGCUACUUAGAGCUGGUGUUGAUGUUAAUGCUACAGAUGAUUCAGGAAGGACAGCACUCCACUAUGCCUGUGAAAUGAAGAACCCAUCCAUCGUUCCUCUACUUGUAGGAGCAGGUUCUGAUCUCUCUAUAAAGGACAAGGAAGGAGAGACUCCACUUGACAUAGCAAGAAGAUUAAAGUUCACCAACAUAGAAAACAUGUUAAGGAAGGAUACUUAGGCCAUAAUGUGAUGUUGUCAAGCCCUGGUCAGGGGAGGAAUCUAUGAGGGCAAUAAUAAGUCCCACAGCACCGACAUGUUAUAGUAACCUCAUGUUUAUAGCAGCUACCAAGUUUAUACAGCAUAGAUGGACUGUGUUAAAAUCUGCCACUCCGUAUGAAUAGCUAAUGUGACUUGACCAGAAGCACACGGUUAACAUUAUGAACAUUAAGAGCUAUUCAUUAUUUUCAUUCCCCUGUACCAAAGUAUGUUUGUAAAGAGUAUGAACAAUACUAUUUAUUUGAUGUAUACUAUCUGUAGCAGUUGCAACUGGAAACAGAUUAAUCAGUAAAGAUCUGUUUUGUAUUAUUAUUAUUAUUACACAAGGUGUACAUUCUCAACUACAUAGAAUUAGAAAAGAGCUGCCAAUUUAUGACAUGGGCAUCAUAAGUGGCAGAGCAAAGGGCUGUGUGGGCACGCCUUGGCAGGAGCAGAAAGCUUGGGAACCAGGGUAUCCCUGUCUCUUCUACAUUGUGCUGUUCCCGCUCCCAGUAGAAGCAAAGCCACACUAGGGACCCGGGAAGUAGGGUGAAAAAGGAAGAGGGAAUUCAGACAGGGUGGUUGAUAGGUUGAAAGUAGACAGAAGACUGAACAGCAGAGAUCUACAUACAAGAUGAUAAUAGUACCUAUCAUUUUCUUUUCAAUAUUUAUUAAAAGAUAAUCUGGGAAGUAUUUGCUGCUAGCUGUGUUGACAGGGCAUUCUUUUCUCCGGAAGACUGAAAGAGCCAAUAAGUGAGCAAUUUUAGAUGCCCAGAGAUUUAGAUUGUGCUGUUUGGAUUUUUUCCCCUCCCAGUGCAUUUCAAAUGUCAAACAGAUACAUCUUCCCAUCUAUAGCUGUACUACAACUCCCAUUAUCCCUAGCUAGCAGAACCCAGUGAUCAGGGAUGAGGGGAACUGUAGUCCAAAAAACAGCAGGCAACCCAAGUUUGGGAAGCACUGUGCUGUUUUGCCAUAUAUGUAACAUGUUACAACAACUUAGUUGCGCCAAUGGAAAACAUCUAACUAAAUAUCUCUCAGCUCACAGUCUUAUUAAACGCUUGCCAAAUUACAAAGGUAUUGCAAAGAAAAGAGGUUGCGAAAGAGGCUGAAUAAGAAUAUGAAUAUUUUAGCACCACCUCAAUUGUCAACUCAAUUACAGCAGUUCUAAUUGAUUUAUCCAUGAUCUCUGUGUACAUGUCCUCCUUCACUAAGACUUCCGAACAUCAGUGAUGAGCACUAUGGAUACUUCCUCAUUAUCUCUAUGAUCUCCAUAAACAUGCGCUCAGUUGCAUCAAUUUCCCAGAUAAAAUCUAGGUGGUUCCAUUCGGGAAUAUGCUUUGCAUAAAUGAUGUUACUAAAUAAUGAGCACAAUAAUUCUACACCCGAUGGGUGUGCAAGCAAGUCUUGCCUUCUAGUCCAUAAUGUAAUUGGUAUUUGUAUAUCUUCUAUCUUAUAGGCAGGGAAUGUUGUCUAGGGAUAAAACAUGUGAUGAUGCCAGGUUUUCAAAAGAAUAUAGAAAUUUCUCCAAGGGAGCCAGGACAGACAGAAGACUGAACAACAGAGAUUUGCAACAUUAUUGACAGAAUAAAUCGUAUUUCCUGAUAUUUAUUAGAAAGGUAACCUGAGAAAUAUUUGCUGCCUGGUGUGUGAUCAGCCAUUUUUUCCUGCAGAAGAUUGAAGAAACCCAGGAAACAACUAAUUAAAUUUGUUUUCUCCUCUGACCGACAACACAAGAGUAAGGUAGAAAGCAGUGGGUUCCCCCCCUUGGGGGUACUCAAGGGUACGUAGUACCAGAACCUUUUAACUAGAAGAAAAGCACUAAGAAAAAGAAAUCCCAAGAUGAUUUAUGUCAGUGUUUCCCAAACUUGGGUCUCCAGCUGAUUUUGGACUACAACUCCCUGUCGGGAACCAGGCGUGGGGCAGGAACGACCCCCCAGGCAUCACACAGGAAUGAAAACAGCCUUUCUCUCUCCCAGACGUCUUGAUGACCCAUGCCUUGUUGUUGACACCGGGCACAUAUAAAUAAAUCUUGCAGAGUAAACACAAUGGAGUGAGACAGAGGUUUGUGCUAUUAAGCUACUUUUAUUACUACGUAAAAGUCAGAACAAAGGAAAGCAUGUCUUCUCUCGCUGAGAGAAGUCCGAAGAAGAAAAACAAAAAAUGGAAACAGAAUAUAGCAUCACAUCCGUUCCCAUGAUCCAACAGUCUUUUGCUAGAAUGCAUAACAGAAUCUGCAUUGUGACUGCAUUGUGACUGUACAGUGGAGGAAUAUAAACCCAACACUCCCAUCAUCCCUAGCUAGCAGACAGGGGCGUAGCGAGGCAUGGUGACACCCGGGGCAGCAAAUUGCCAUGCACCCGGGUGGGCGUGGCGUCGCAUGGGUCGUUACGUGGUGGGGUAUUGCCACCCCCUCGCACCCCCAAAGCCACGCGCCUCGCUCCAGCUACAA
This is a messenger RNA of Zootoca vivipara (common lizard), 3200 nucleotides long. It is a transcript of the gene ANKRD22, whose product is annotated as ankyrin repeat domain 22. The record is from RefSeq and is a predicted model, not a curated record. Gene Ontology annotation, molecular function: protein binding. Lineage: Eukaryota; Metazoa; Chordata; Lepidosauria; Squamata; Lacertidae.